Molecule: messenger RNA, 715 nt
Organism: Monopterus albus (swamp eel)
Lineage: Eukaryota; Metazoa; Chordata; Actinopteri; Synbranchiformes; Synbranchidae
Gene: pvalb9
Product: parvalbumin 9
Exons: 5
Coding region: 201-527 (108 amino acids)
Cellular component (GO): cytoplasm
Molecular function (GO): calcium ion binding
Source: RefSeq, a predicted model, not a curated record
UUAAAUGGGCAGGUGAGGAAAUUGAGAAGGAGGCUGCUACCUGGAGGAAAAUUUGAUCCUCAGACAGGGUGGAAACUGAAGCAUCUGUCUGCACAUCCUCCCGGCAUUUAUAAGACAGACCCAGCUCUCAGUGGCCACCACAGACUGAUCUGCUGCUGCUUUGAGUCUGAACAGAGAGGAAACCAGACUACAGAACCAACAUGUCACUCACCUCCAUCCUUUCAGCUGAGGCAAUUGAAAAGGCUGUUAAGGACUGUGAAGCACCAGACUCAUUCUGCUGCAAGAAGUUCUUUAAGCUGUGUGGCCUGUCCUCGAAGACCCCCACGGAGGUCAGAAAAGCCUUCCAGAUCCUUGACGAUGACAACAGCGGCUACAUCGACGAGUCUGAGCUUGAGUUUUUUCUGCAGCGGUUUGACCCCGCGGCACGGAAACUGACUGAAGCAGAAAUCAAGAAGUUCAUCUCAGCUGCUGAUGACAGUGAUGGCAAAAUUGGAGUAGAGAAAUUUCAGGCAAUGGUCCUGUCCUGAGUGUUGCAGAUAAGGAGAGAACUCAUGUCUUCAUCCACCUCUGGAGUCCUCUGAUGCCACUUUCCAUUCCCAGGGAUUUCUUUUCUUUUCUACUCAAUUAUGUGCAUGCAAACUUUUUUAAAAUUACCUUUUGUCUACUUAAAGACAUUGGGCUUUUAAUUUGUCAUUGCAUUAUGAUGGUCCAUGCU